UCACAGAGAUUCGCCUGCCUCUGCCUCCUGAGUGCUGAGAUUAAAGGCGUGCACCACCACCGCCCUGCUGUCCUGGGACUUUUUUAGGUGGAGGGGUAAAGUGAAAGAAACAAAACCAUUAAGAGUGUUUCAGGCUAAAUCAUCCCUCAGGAUAGUUGAACCAGGAAACAUUAUGGCCCAGAGUUACGGGCUCUGCCUCAAGUCUUAGCUCUUAAAAAUCUUUGUAGGUGUUCAGCCUGAAGCGCUGGCGGGGCUGUGUGGACUCCCGCGGAGAUGGCUUGCGCAGCGGCCCUGUCCCCAGCUGACAAGGGCAGGUUUAUUUGUAUCUACCCCGCUUACUUUAAUAAUAAUAAGACCAUAGCGGAGGGGAGGCGGAUUCCCGUAAGUAAGGCUGUAGAAAACCCUACCGCUGCUGAGAUUCAGGACGUUUGCUCAGCAGUUGGACUGAAUGCAUUUCUGGAGAAAACCAAAAUGUACUCCAGAGAAUAGAACCAUGAUGUUCAGUACAGAGGCAGUCGGGUACAGCUCAAACAGGGAGAUGGCAGCCUCUGUCUUGUACAGUUCCCAUCGCGGAAGUCAGUGAUGCUGUAUGUAGCAGAAAUGAUUCCCAAGCUAAAAACAAGGACACGGACACACACACACACACACACACACACACACACAACACACACACACACACAAACACAAAACACAGGCGGUGCUGACCCAAGUCUUCAGCAAGGAGAGGAAAGUAAAAGGGGAAGAAAUGAUGUGGUGUGAACGAGAAGCAUGCAGUCCUGCUGUGAGAGACCUGGGCAUCUUUGUGUCUGAGGGAACAGCUUUCUGCGUCUGUCAAUUAACUGAACAAUGUGUCGCCCAUCUGCAUCAACAGUUAACAAUGAGAUACAUCAAAAGUCUGCAUCCAGCUUUUAUACUGUAAAAAGGAAAGGCGUGUGUGCGGAAGAAUAUUUUUAACAGAUGACUGUCCCAUAAGUUACUUGAAAUCCUGUAUGUUUGUCCAUGUAAACAUAUAUUUCAGGUAAAUAAGUUUAAUAAAAUUUGAAAUACACAUUUUGUUCACCUUUUAAGUUAAUGAAAUAAUUUAAAGUGGAAAAAAAAAUCUUUGUAAUUUGCCGGGCAGCUGUGGCACCGGCCUUUAAUCCCAGCACU
Molecule: messenger RNA, 1149 nt
Organism: Peromyscus leucopus (white-footed mouse)
Lineage: Eukaryota; Metazoa; Chordata; Mammalia; Rodentia; Cricetidae
Product: signal recognition particle 19 kDa protein-like
Biological process (GO): SRP-dependent cotranslational protein targeting to membrane; SRP-dependent cotranslational protein targeting to membrane, signal sequence recognition
Cellular component (GO): signal recognition particle, endoplasmic reticulum targeting
Molecular function (GO): 7S RNA binding
Source: RefSeq, a predicted model, not a curated record